This is a messenger RNA of Prorocentrum cordatum, 6290 nucleotides long. The record is from the annotation of a GenBank genome assembly. Lineage: Eukaryota; Dinophyceae; Prorocentrales; Prorocentraceae.
AGCUACUAUAGCUCAUUUCUAGGUUUUUGGCCCUCCGUGGCGAUCCUGCGAUGGCUGCUGGCAAGAAGCGGAAGAAGUCCGGCGGCGAUGGUGGCGGCCUCGGCGGCGACGAGCCAGCCGCGAAGAAGGCGGCCGCGCCCGCGGCCGACGACGUGGCGCCGACCGAUGCUGCGCCCAGUGAGCAGGCCGCGGUCCCCGCGGCCAAGUCCGAGUCGGGUUUCAGGGCGCCGGACGCGGCGGAAGUCAUGGAGAUAGCACGCACCCGCAACCUCUACAAGUCGAACCUGUUCCGCCUUCAGCUUGAGGAGCUGCUGAAGGAGCUGGCGCCGCGGAAGGCCGCCCAGGCCGGGCUGGAGGCGUUCCUGCACGCGCUGCGGCCAGCGCUGCUCGGCCUGGAGGCGCGGGAGCUGCCCGCGGAUCUCGCGGCGGAGUUCCCGCAGCUGCGCUUCCAGCAGCGCCAGCCGUUCCCGAUGGCCUUCGCCGCGCCGAAGCGGAUCGACGUCGUCGGCAGCUUCCUGCUGGGGACUUGCCUGCGCUCGAGCCUGUCGGCGGACGUGGCGCUGGAGAUGCCCCCGGAAACGUUCCAGUCCAAGGACUACCUCAACUUUCGGUACUGGGACAAGCGCGCGGCAUACGUCGGCGAGGUGCGCCGCCAGCUGGCGAAGGCGCAGGGCAAUGGCGGGCCCCUGGCGGGCGUGGCGCUGCUCUUCGAGGCGCUCCACGGCGACCCGUGCCGGCCGUGCCUCCUGCUGCGGCCGCGGGGCGACGCGGGCGGCGGCGCGGCGCCCUGGGUGGUGCGGCUGCUGCCGGCCUGUCCCGCGGAGCUCUUCCCGGCGCCGAAGCUGGCGCCCAAUAGGAACUCGGUGCGCCCCGCGGAGGGCUCCGCGGCGGCGGCCGCAGCGCCGCCUCCGACCGCGCACUACAACAGCUGCAUCCUCGAGGACGCCCGCAUGCGGACGUGCCUGGAGUACCUGCAUAGGGCGCUGCAGCGCUUCCCCUCGCUGCGGGACGCCGUCCUGUUGCUGAAGAGGUGGGCGUGGGCGCGGAGCUUCCUGGCCCAGCAGCCCGGCGCCCCGCCGCGCGCCGGCGGCGGCUCGGCGGUCUUCACGCCCUUGAGCGGCUUCUGCCUCUCCGUGCUGGCGGCGCACGCGGCGCAGACGGCCAGCGUGGCUCCCACGGAGACGUCCUCCUUCCAGCUCUUCAAGCUCGCCCUGAGCGUGCUGGCGUCCGUCGACUGGGCGUCGCAGAAGCUGGUGCUCGGCGCCGCGGCGCCGCGCGCGCUGGCCGCCGAGGAGCGCUCCGCCGGCGGCGCCGGCUUCUUCGACGCGGACGGCGUCCUCAACUUCUUCUGGCGCCUCGGCCCCUUCAUCGCCGAGGUGCAGCGGGAGGCCCAGCGCGCCCUGAAGCUCCUGGACGCGGAGGCCGACCCGUACGACGCGGUCUUCGGCCAGCGCGUGAGCCCGGAGCUCCUCUGGGACUGCGUGGUGCGGGCGCCGCCCCUGGGCAGCGGGGCCGCGACGCCCGCGCUGGCGGGCCCCUCGCCGCCGCACACGGUGGCGGGCCCGCCGCCCCCCGCGGACGCGUGCGCGGCGCUCGCGUUGGCCGCCAGGCUGCCUGCGGUGCUGGCGGCGGGGCUCGGGGACCGGGCCCUGCAGGUUUCCGUGCGCCUCGUGGGCGACGCUUGCCCCUGCUGGGAGCACGAGCAGCCGCAGGGGACGUUCACGGUCGUGGCGGGCAUCACUUUCGACGCUCUGAACCUCGACCGCAGCUUGGACAGGGGCCCGAGUGCGGAAGACGUCGAGGCGGCGGCGCGCUUCAGGAGCCUGUGGGGGCCCGAGAAGGCGGAGCUGAGGCGCUUCAAGGACGGCAGCAUCCUCGAGUGCGCGGUGUGGGCGAAGCCGCCCGCGGACCGGGCCGUCGACUCCAAGAAGCACCCCGCGGUCGUGACGCAGAUCCUCCGGCACCUGCUGAGCAGGCACUUCGGCGAGAUCGCCGAGCGCACGGAGGUCCUGUCCGGGCCCGUGGGCUUCGUCCCCAACCUCGGCGAGCGGGGGCGGCGCCUCUGGGCCGCCCUCGAGGCCUUCCGCACGCACGCGUGCCAGCUCAGCUCCCUGCCCAUGACCAUCAAGGACGUCCACCCCGUCAGCGAGGCGUUCAGCUACACCGACAUUGCGACGGAGGAGGCCCCCGUGGCGGAGGACGGCGUCACCCGCGAGUUGCACGGCGCGGUCGUCGAGUUCGAGGCUUCGGGCCGCUGGCCCCGGGACCCGGUCGCGUGCCGCAAGGUGUCCGCCGCGCUGCUGGUGCAGGCGCGGGAGGAGCUGCUCUCCGACCUCGGCAUCGAGUCGGAGGUCGGCGAGGACUUCCUCGACGUGCGUUACCCCGAGGUGGCGUUCCGCGUGCGGGUGUUCCACCCGCACGAGCUCGGGGACGUGGCACAGCGGGUGACCAGCUUCCAGGCCCCGACAGGCGGGUCGGCUGCGCCCCCUGCUGCCGACCUGGCGCGGCUGCGCGACCUGUGGUGGCGGCCGAGGAUACGCAACGCGCUGCACUCCCACGCCCUGAGGCAACCCGCGCUGGCUGGCGCGGCGCGCCUUUGUAAGAGGUGGAUGGCGUCCCAGAUGCUCUCGGGUUAUGACGAGUUCGUCGAGCACCUCGUCGCGCACGUCUUUCUGCACCCCGCACCGUUUGACAGCCCCACGAGCCCACAGGUCGGCUUCUGCCGAUUUUGCUCGCUGCUCGACGCCCACGACUGGCAGCACGAGCCGCUCAUACUCGACUUCGACGGCAGGUUCUCGGAGGAGGAGGAGCGCAUGAGCUUGAGGCGGUCCUUCGAGCGCAGCCGGUCGGAGUCGGAGCGGACCACGUAUUUCUGGGUCUCCUCGCGGUUCGACCCGCACGCCAUGCUGCUGCCUGCCCCGCCGGCGACGGUGGGCGCGUGGCUGCAGCAGCGGGCGCGGCACGCGCUGGGCUUCUUCGGCAGGAAGCUGAUCGGGGACGCCCCAGCCGGCUCGAAGGGCUGGCAGCCGAUGUUCGCGCUGGACACCGGGGUCUUCGACGUCGUGCUCCGCCUGCUGCCCCGCGGCCGCCCCAGUGGCGGCGGCAAGAAGGGCGGCCUAGCGAGUCGCAGGGCGCGGGCGGAGGGGCCGGCGCUGCGAGGCUUCGUCGAGAAGGUCCGCGCGAACCUCUCGCCCGCGUGCCUGGUGUUCUACGACGCCGAGGGCAGGAUGGCGGCCGUCAAGUGGCGUCCCGGCGCGUUCUUUCCCCAGCACCAGAACGUGUUGAUGGGAGCUGUCCCGCACACGCUGAUCAGUCAGAAGGACCGGCCGGUCUUGUGCGUUCCGAACGUCUUGUACCUGACGUCGGUGAUCGCCUCCCUCGCUGAGGGGCUCGCAGUGGAUCUGACGCUCGUUGCCACGCAGAGCAGAGCCUCGGCGAGCCGCUGCCCGGCCAGCGGCGGCCCGGCAGCGGGUGCCUCGAAAGUGAUGCCCACGAUGUACCAGCCGCUGAACCCCAGGCGGAGUGCCGCUGGGGGAGAAAAAGCCCCUGGCACGCCGACCGCCUGGGAGGGCACCACCACUGACCAGAGCAGCAAGCCGCUGAACCCUAGGGCGGAGGCGGAGGCGGAGGCGGAGGCGGAGGCGGAGGCGGAGGCGGAGGCGGAGGUGGAGGCGGAGGCGGAGGCGGAGGCGGAGGCGGAGGCGGAGGCGGAGGCGGAGGCGGAGGCGGAGGCGGAGGCGGAGGCGGAGGCGGAGGCGGAGGCGGAGGCGGAGGCGGAGGCGGAGGCGGAGGCGGAGGCGGAGGCGGAGGCGGAGGCGGAGGCGGAGGCGGAGGCGGAGGCGGAGGCGGAGGCGGAGGCGGAGGCGGAGGCGGAGGCUCAGCCCUCCGCCGCAGAGCGCACCUGCUGCGUCGUCACCUUACGCUGCCUCCAUGCUCUUCUGCGCGCGGGCGUAGCGCGCCGCCCGGCAGCAGCCCGAUGGGGCCAGGAGACUCGGGGCGGCGCCCGCGGGGCGGCGGGCGGCGCUCUGCUCCUCGUGGCGGUGGGCCUGCUCGCCGCCGUGCCGGGCAGCACAGGGCUGGCCCUGGACGGCGACCGCAUCCGGAGGACCGACGAGCGGCGCGACGGCCGCGGGGAGGCCGCCUACGCUGCGCCGUCCGAGGUUCAUCGCCUCAACAUGAACAGCACGCCGGAGCUUGAGGACAGAACCGCCUGGCGGUCGGAGAGGAGCAGCCCGCGGCAGUUCCCCGUGGAGUACUUCUUCAACGUCAGUCGUCCGCCAUCCUUCUCGGGCCAGCUGCCACGGUUCGUGAACUCCGCCAGCGAGCACGGGGAGCAGCCGACCCUCUCGGACCGCGCCCUCGUCUCCGGGUGCCUGGCGCUGCCGCUGCUCCUCUGCGGCAUCGCCCGCGUCUGGGAAGGCGCCGGCAGCCGCGCCUGUCCGCCCGAGCCCUGCCGGGGGCGGCGCCCCAGGAUCGGCUCCCUGUACCGACUGCAGGAGCAGGAGAGGGGCUCCAUGACGCCAGUCGGCACUCUGAUGCAGACCUUCGAUGCCGACACGGCAGAGGGCACCGUCCUGCAGAACACCCUCGCGGGGCUCACCGUGGCGCUGGCGAUGAUCCCGAACGUGGUGUCCUUCUCCUUCGUCACGGAGACGCUCUGGGCCUGCGCGUUCAUGAGCAUCAGCGCCUCGCUCGUCGGGGGGCGCCCCGGCGUGGUCUCGGGCGUCUCGGCUGGGACCGCCGCGGUCCUGUCCGGCGUCUCCACGCCUGACGACAUGGGCGGCAUGGCGCCCAUGGCGCUCUGCGUCUUCUGUGCGGGCCUCCUGCAGCUGCUCUUCGGCCUGCUGCGGGUCUCGAAGCUCCCCUUGCUGAUCCCGCACCCUGUGAUGCUCGGGUUCGUCAACGGCCUCGCGCUCGUCAUGCUCCGCUCUCAGCUCCGGCACUUUCACGAGCACGGCGACGGACCCUGGGUCAGCUACGGCACGUUCGUCAGCAUGAUGGUGAUAGGCGGUGUAGCGAUGUUCGUGGCAAUGGCCUGGCGAAGGGUGCCCAAUUUGGGCACGACCGUACCUUCAGCGCUCGCUUCGCUCGUCAUCACCACCGCGUUCAGCUUUGUGGUGCCGACCAGGACCGUUGGCGAUGUUGCCGGCCCAGGGAUGCUGGAAGUCGGCUUGGGCCAGGUCCCCAAGUGGGACUUUCCGCCCGUCGGCAUGGAGUGGAGCAACCACAAUUUGGUGCUCAAGGCGCUCAGCCUGUCCUUCCGCCUCGCGCUGGUUGGCCUGCUGGAGAGCCUCCUGACAGAGGCCCUCAUCGAUCAGAUCACUGGGACCGCCGGCUCCAUGCGGCGCGAGUGCUUCGGGCAGGGCGUCGGGAACAUUGUGGCCUCGCUGUUCGGCACGCAGGGCGGCUGUGCGCUGCUCGGGCACUCGCUGCUGAACGUGAGCAGCGGUGGGAGGACCCCUGGGGUUGGGACCUCUGGCGUGAUUGCGGGCUUCGCGCUCAUACUUUGCGCCACGGUCUCAUCGCCGUUGGUCGCCAUGGUUCCUGUGGCCGGAGUCAUGGGGAUUCUCAUCCUCAUCGCGCUCAACACGUUUGCUUGGGGGAUCUUCAGGCUGAUCUGGCGCAUUAAUUGGAUGGAUUUGGUCGUGGUGAUCGUCGUGAUGCUGAUCACCGUCUGGUAUGACGUUGCGGUGGCAGUGUUUGUCGGCGUCGUUGUCCAUGCCCUAGGAUUUGCAUGGACGAUCGCCACGGAGGCCAGGGUGGAGGUAGAGGUAGGGCCCGACACGCGCACUUUUUUCCUCAUCGGCCCGCUCUUCUUCGGUUCGGCGAUGAACUACCAGAAGGAGAUGGGGCCGCUAAUGAUCACAGAGAACAUCGUGGUCUUGGACUUCUCAAAGUGCAGGAUUCAAGAUUCUGGACAUUGCUGGGGUCGACGCGGUCAACAGGAUGAGGAACCUUUUCGUGAGCCAGAAUAAGCAGGUGCAUCUGAGGUGCAUUCCCCGAGAUUUGAUCCCGUUCUUGCCAAAGGCGGGGAGGGGGCGGGCUCGGCAUCGACAAGUUGUGCGACGAGCCCUGCCGCCUGGAGGAUUCUGGUCUUCUGCCGACUUCCCCCCCGUCCCCGAGAGAGGAGGAGGGGCGGGCCCAGGCCGUGCAGGAGCGUGCUCUGCUCCGCUGCGCGGCAGCGCGAGGCCCAGGAACGGCGGGGCGACGGGGCCCCUCGCCUGUCCUCUUGCCCCCCUUCUCUCUUGCACUCAUGAUGUGCAUUCGCGCGCGUGGUUGUCGAUGAGCCC